Messenger RNA from Cylas formicarius (sweet potato weevil), 705 nucleotides. Its product is annotated as troponin C-like. Lineage: Eukaryota; Metazoa; Arthropoda; Insecta; Coleoptera; Brentidae. Gene Ontology annotation, molecular function: enzyme regulator activity; calcium ion binding. The transcript has 4 exons. Bases 157 to 612 code for a protein of 151 amino acids. The record is from RefSeq and is a predicted model, not a curated record.
GAUUUAACCCGCAUAUAUCUUAACAGUAAGACUCAUUUUUUUUCGCAAAUUUUUAUUAGAGUCCCGUGAGGGUGGGGGAACUAUAUAGUUUUUACGUGGAAAAUGUUUUCCUAGUGUCUGUUUCCAUUUGGUCGGCUAGCCAACAAUUCCAUCACGAUGUCGUCGGACGAUGACCAAAAAAUGGCGGUCAUCCGCAAAGCGUUCCAAAUGUUCGACACAUCCAAGACUGGCUUCAUCGAAACGGUCAAAAUCGCCACCAUUUUAAAUACCAUGGGUCAGUUGUUCGAUGAAGGCGAACUUAACAACUUGAUCAGGAAAAACGAUCCCGAUCAUAGCGGCAAAGUCAAUUUCGACGGUUUCGCUGAAAUCGCUUCGCACUUCUUAGAGGAGGACGAUGACGCAAACACUCAACAGGAACUUAAGGAGGCGUUCAGGUUGUACGACAGAGAAGGCAAUGGUUACAUAACGACAGGCACUCUCAAAGAAAUCUUGGCCGCUUUGGAUGAUAACCUAACCAGCCGCGAUCUCGAUGGAAUUAUCGCCGAGAUUGACACCGAUGGAUCUGGAACCGUUGACUUUGAUGAAUUCAUGGAAAUGAUGACCGGUGAUUAAGUUAAAAGUUAUAAUCUAGUGUAUAUUUAUCUCUAUUUAAUUUUUUUGUUAUGUAAGUGCUUGCCAAAGCAAUCAAUAAAUUAUUGUUGGCAA